AGUACUGCUUUUUAUUUAUAAGUUUGUUAAGAGUGCGAGAGAGAGAUCUUGUUGUGAAUGGCCAUUAGUAAUAAUAAAAAUGGGUUGUCAAAGAAGUUGAAAUGGAGAUCAAGAAGAGGGAGGAGAGGGCUUUGUCGCAGGGGAAUGGCGAUGAGAAUGAAAGUAAAGAAAUUGCAGAAGCUUAUUCCAGGAGGGCAUGGACUUGAGGCCAAUCGGCUGUUGUUGCGAACGGCGGAUUAUAUAAUGCAUUUGAGGUUACAACUUCAUGUUUUGCAAGCUCUUUCAGAGAUUUACACUACUUCAUAACCACCCUCUGGCCUCUGCCUUUGUAUCUCAUGGUUUCUCUCUCUCUCUCUCUCUCUCUCGUUUUUUUUUUUUUCAGGAUUUAAUUUGGUAAUUAAGUAAAUAAAUCCUGAUCGGUAUAUAGACUUAAAGUUAAUUGGUGGCAUGUCUUCUGUUGUGCUUUAAUGAAGUGUAUGUAAAUGUUCCAUCUUCUCUCAACCUCCUUGAUUAUAUAAGAGAGGGUUUUAAAGUUUGAGUCUUGUUUAACAUAUAUAUAUUAUAUAAUAUUGAGACAAUUGUGCCCAAAGUUCGAUUUCAACUGAUAGCAUAUUUCUUUGCGGUAUUUCUUCAUCGAGCUUCGGUUCAGCCUAUCGCAUAGUGAAUGUGUGGCCCAGGAUUUAGAUCUGGCUCAAAGUGGCCGUUGAGCUGGAAAAUUCCCAGGUUAUCAAAAAUUAUUUUGAGACAAUGAUAACAUCAUCAACUAUUUCUCUUCCAAUUAAUGGCUUCUUUAGGGUUUUAUAGUUUGAAGGAGAUGGCAUAUAUAUACAUAAAUGCACGUAUGUAUGUCUUUGGCUAAAUAAAAACUAAAACUUUGAGUGCAAUUCAAGUUGUAAUACAAGUAAUACAGGGUUGUUAAUUUGUUAUCGA
Molecule: messenger RNA, 930 nt
Organism: Tripterygium wilfordii
Lineage: Eukaryota; Viridiplantae; Streptophyta; Magnoliopsida; Celastrales; Celastraceae
Product: transcription factor IBH1-like
Exons: 1
Coding region: 58-306 (82 amino acids)
Biological process (GO): regulation of DNA-templated transcription
Molecular function (GO): protein dimerization activity
Source: RefSeq, a predicted model, not a curated record